Molecule: messenger RNA, 1047 nt
Organism: Olea europaea var. sylvestris
Lineage: Eukaryota; Viridiplantae; Streptophyta; Magnoliopsida; Lamiales; Oleaceae
Exons: 1
Coding region: 1-1047 (348 amino acids)
Source: RefSeq, a predicted model, not a curated record
AUGGAGAUACAACACGUGAAAGAGCUCGAAUGGCCUAAACCAAUGCUGACUUCCUCUAGCAAGAGAAAUCAAAGUAAGUACUGCCAUUUUCACAAAGAUCACGGGCACGAUAUAGAAGAACGUCUACAAUUGAAGGAAGAAAUCAAGCGCCUGCUAAGGCGGGGACUAUUGGUCAAGUAUGUAAAAAACGACACGGGCAGACGGCUCGAAGGAAUACCCCCACCAAGGGCAGGAGUGAUAAACAUGAUCAUUGGGGGAGUAGCAUCGGGUGGCGACUCAAAUUCAGCUAGAAAGAGCUAUGCGCGUUCCACAGGAGUCUGCUCUAUAAAAAAAAAAGCAAGGUUCAACCAGAGCAUUACUUUCGACGAAGAGGACUUGAUCGGUAUAACGCAUCCCCACAAUGAUGCCUUAGUCAUGGUGGGCGAUAUAGCAGAUUUUGACGUAAAGAGGGUGCUUGUCGAUGGAGAAAGUGCAGCAAAUGUCCUCACCUGGGAUGCCUUCUUGGAUCUAAAAAUUCCCCCAGAAAAGCCGAAGAUGGUGACUACCUCUCUACAAGGCUUUAGAGGGGCAACAGUGAUACCAAAGGGAACUGUAAAGCUCCCAAUUACGCUUGGCACAUACCCAGCGACAGUGGUGAUUGUGACUAAUUUCUUGGUUGUCAAGACCCCCAUUGUCUACAACAUCAUCUACGGCCGGCCAUUGCUAAACGUAGAUGGCGCUGUCUCAUCGACCCACCAUCAAAUUAUGAAGUUCCCAACUAGCAGAGAAGUCGGGAGCGUGCAAGAGGACCAGCACGCAUCAAGAAAAUGCUAUGUGGAUAGUAUACAGGCGAAAGGCUCACCACCAAUCAAGAUGCUGGAUGUGGAACUCCCAAGGGGACGGAUCAAGUCGCUCGAUAUGAUUGAAAAAAUCUUUAUAGUCGAAGGACGGGAGUUUAGUGUCGGAACAGGUUUGGAAUCCGAAGAAAAGGAAAAAUUGUCCAAGUGUCUAGCCGGUAACUUGGACGUGUUCGCUUGGGGCCCGGAGGACAUCCAAGGAUUAGCCUGA